This is a messenger RNA of Callorhinchus milii (elephant shark), 830 nucleotides long. RefSeq names its product family with sequence similarity 167 member B (gene fam167b). The transcript has 2 exons. The record is from RefSeq and is a predicted model, not a curated record. Lineage: Eukaryota; Metazoa; Chordata; Chondrichthyes; Chimaeriformes; Callorhinchidae. Bases 41 to 628 code for a protein of 195 amino acids.
AACACAGACAGACAGACAGACAGAAAGCUGCCGCCCAGGGAUGUCGCUGUUGUUGGUCCACACUGAGCCCAGACCUGCACCACAGGACAGGGCAGAGGCAGAGGCUGAUGAUGACCUGAGCAAAGUGAAAGCCUUAACAGCUAAAUUGAAACUGGAGACCAGGAGACCUUCCUAUGCAGAGUGGCAGGAGAAGCUGGCGAGGGAGCCCUGGAAAAUGGGGGCAGAAGGCGAGGAGGCAUUAGCAGUCCCCCCCUCCCCAGCAGAGCUCACUGCAACCACUGACACCAAACAAAGCAUCGCUCUGACAACAAUCUGUGGCUUUGCUGGGAUUGGCGACGCCUUGGACUGGCUCAGGGAGGAACUGAGGCAGAUGCAAUCCCUGGAUCACCAGCUUGCUCGGAGACUCAUCUGCCUGAGGAGAGAGAUCCACAGGCUGAAGGUUGAACAAGCCUGUCACCAGCACAAGGAGAUGUUGGACGACGUGACCUAUGAUCUGGAGGUGUGUGAGGAGGAGUCCGACCUCCUGUGUGACAUCCCGCUCAAGGCCGCCUUCCACCUUUCCACACCUCUCAAGCACAUCGGCGUGACUAAAAUGAACAUUAAUUCCAGGCGAUUCUCUCUCUCCUGAUCUGACCCCGAGACCUGUCCCUACCAAAUGAACCAGCGUACCAACAAAGUCAUUUGGGAUCAGCAGAUCACUACCAGAUACUGUGAUGGGGUUACAUUUCACAGUGAAUUGCGCUGUUGAUUCCAUUUCCCUCCAGGUUUUGAUCCCAAUUCACAUUAAGUCCUGUAGCAUAGUGGUGAGAGCACUCGCCUCACAAGCAAGA